Molecule: messenger RNA, 3654 nt
Organism: Rhodamnia argentea
Lineage: Eukaryota; Viridiplantae; Streptophyta; Magnoliopsida; Myrtales; Myrtaceae
Product: RNA-binding protein 25
Exons: 8
Coding region: 948-3305 (785 amino acids)
Biological process (GO): mRNA processing
Molecular function (GO): RNA binding
Source: RefSeq, a predicted model, not a curated record
GUCAUUCCAGCGGUGCCUCCGCCUAUGGGGACGUAUCAAGUUCCGGUGCACGGUCAGCCUCCGAACCCGGCGUUGAGACACUACAUGCCCAUGCCUAAUGGAUACGCGGCCAUGCCCGGCGCUCCUCAGCCUCCACCUGUGUCCUCUCGAUUGAUUACAUGGUGAGAAACGUUGGAAGGCUUCAUAUUGCUUAGAGACCAUACCUUCUACAAUCUACAACUCCCUUUUUGGUAUGGACAAUUUGCUUGGUCUUUUGCUUGCCUUUAGAAUGAAUUUUGUUUGGUCGAUAUAUUUUUACGCUCAAAUCCUCCUGACUUUACAUAUGGAAAGACAAAAUUACUUGGAUAAAUUGCAAAGUUCUUUCAUUAAAGCUGAAAUGUCUCGUUAUGCAUCUUAAUCUAGUAGGCUACUUUCUGGUAGUCAUAAGCGUACUUCCCCUAUCCUGGGUUUAGGAAUUACCAGCCGCGGUCCAUGUUAGCAACUCUGUGCUCGCUGGCCUUGUAUCAUGAGGUAUUGCAUCUCUUCCAAUCAAACUUUCUCUAUACUUCCCUCCGGUUCUCUGUUCUAUGUUUACUGCGACUGGAGUGCUAACAAUUAGAUGAUCAAGAAAGAUGAAAUGUUAUGAGUAAUUCAGGUAUCUUAACUCCCUAGCAUAUCUACAUGAGAUUGUGAGUAAAUUGGUCCCCAUUGUUCAACUCGUCUGAUAAGAAGACUCAUUUAUUAAUUGAUGACUAUGUUUAAGUCUCAUGUUAUAUCCUUUCAAACAUCUGCAAUCGGUGCUUGGAAUUUGUUUGAGAAGGCGACAAUAUCGAAUUGAUACAUAAGGUGAGCCUCCUUCUAAUUCAGUGAUUUAUAUAGUCGACAUUGUUUGCUCGAUGUUUCCUUCAGGUUAUCUGUUCAGCUGGUGAUAGUUUCCAUGCCUAUGCUGCCAUCACUGUUUGCUUUUGAUGUUUGGAAUUCCUAGUUAUUCUCCAUAUCCGGGUAUGAUUCGGCCUGCAUUUACUCCACGGCCACCUGGGCCUAUAGGUGUGCUCCCAGCUAUUUCCCGUCCCCCUCUCCCUGUGGUUCCUGGAGUUCGCCCAAUCAUUCCUCCGAUUGUUAGGCCAGCUCUUGUUCCCGUAACUCCUGCUGAAAAGCCCCAGACAACUGUUUAUGUUGGCAAGAUUGCAUCUUCUGUUGAAAAUGAUUUUAUGCUUUCACUUCUUCAAUUAUGUGGACCAGUCAAGAGUUGGAAACGUGCUCAAGAUCCUUCAAACGGAGCUCCUAAAGGCUUUGGCUUUUGUGAAUUUGAAUCUGCUGAAGGGGUUCUUCGUGCAUUACGUCUUCUCAGUAAACUUAACAUUGAUGGGCAGGAGCUGGUGUUAAAUGUCAACCAAGCAACCCGAGAAUAUUUAGAGCGAUAUGUAGAAAAGAAAAGGGAAAAUGCAAAGAAACAAAAUGAAAGUGAAGCUGCUGCCAUUGCCGAGAAAGAGGGCGAUGGUGCAUCUAGUGCUGAGAAGAAUGAAUCUCUGGAGCCCAGCGGAGAUGACUCGAAGAAUGGUCAUUCUGAUUCUGGUAAGAAAGAAAGCCAUGAUAAUGCCCCUUUUGGAAUAGUGACAGAUGAAGACAGGGAAGCAGACAAAGAGGCUUCACAGAAGCUUACGAGCAUGCUAGAAGAAAGGUUAAAGACCAAACCUCUUCCUCCGCCGCCGCCACAAGUGCCGGCAGACAUUUUAGCAAUUACUGGCUCAGAAGCACCUGCCAAGUCGGAUUCUGAUGCAGAUCCUUCCAAAAAUGAUGCAGAAGACAGAAAUGAUGAAGAGACAACCAGUGAUAACAAGGACACUAGUGAUCAUGAUAAGACUGACAUUAACUCUCCUGACCGAAACAGAAGAUAUGACAGGAGAAGCAGGGAGCGCAACAGAGAACGAGAUGUAAAACAUGAAAAGGAAAGGGAAGUCGAGAGAUAUGAAAGAGAGGCAGAGCGAGAGCGGAUUCGCAAGGAGAGAGAUCAAAGAAGGAAGAUUGAGGAGGCCGACCGUGAGUAUGAGGAGCGUCUUAAGGAUUGGGAAUAUCGAGAAAGAGAGAGAGAGAAACAGCGUCAAUAUGAUAGGGAGAGAGAUAAAGAAAGGGAGCGCAAGCGGAAGAAGGAGAUUAUUUAUGAUGAAGAAGACGAAGAGGAGGAUUCCCGAAAAAGGUGGCAUAGGAGUGUCUUGGAGGAGAAGAGGAAGAAGAGGCUACGAGAGAAGGAGGAUGACUUGGCUGACAGAAGGAAGGAAGAGGAAGAAAUCACUGAGGCCAAGAAGAGGGCUGAGGAGGAAAAGAAGCAGCAGCUGCAGCAACAGAGAGAAGCGCUGAAACUUUUGAAUGGUGACAUAGCAAGUAGACAUGAGAAAAGUGUGCAAGCUGAAGAAUCAACAGGUGAAAUUGAUCAACAUGGCAUUGGGGGCAAUGCUGGUGAUGAAUAUCCUGCAGGUGAUGAGAUAUCAAGAAUUGGUGUAGGGGAUAAUUCAGUCAUCACAAUGGCUUCAUCUGAUGAUGUGCAGCAGAACAAUAAUGCUCCUACGAAAAAAUUGGGCUUUGGCCUUGUUGGUUCUGGAAAAAGAGCAGCUGUCCCUUCUGUUUUCUAUGAGGAAGAUGAUGAUGACAGAAACAAGGACAAAAAGAUGAGGCCCUUGGUUCCAAUUGAUUACUCGACUGAGGAAAUGCAGGCCAUUCAAACUACUCCUGGGCAAUCACAACCAAAUUUAGCUGCUGCAGCCGAAGUCGCGAAGCAGCUUUCUACUGCCAAUAUGAAAGAAGAGAAGCCUGAAUCUGAAAGGGAGAGAAGUAGACGAUCUCAUGAUAGGUCAAGCCAACGGGAGAAAGACCGGAGCAGUCUGGAUGGUAAUCGAGUUAAAGAUGAGAAUAGAGAUAAGAUUCUUGAACGGGUAAGAGAGCGGGAACAUGGACAAGAGAAAUCAAAGACCACAGAUAACAAGAAACUUUUAGAUGCCAAGCAAUUAAUUGAUAUGAUCCCUAGGACCAAGGAGGAUUUGUUCUCGUAUGAGAUAAACUGGGCCUUGUAUGACCAGCAUGAGCUGCACGAGAGAAUGAGGCCAUGGAUCUCAAAGAAAAUCAUGGAGUUCUUGGGAGAGGAGGAAACGUCCCUGGUUGACUACAUCGUAACUAGUACUCGAGAGCAUGUGAAGGCGACUGAAAUGCUGGAGACACUCAAGUCCAUAUUGGACGAGGAAGCAGAAAUGUUCGUGCUCAAGAUGUGGAGGAUGCUCAUAUUUGAGAUCAAGAAGGUAGAGAUGGGUCUCCACCCGAGGUCAAGAUCCUGAUUGAACUGUAUAUAUGCUUGCUUCUCCCUUGGACUGUUUGGCUGUCAUCACUAGUCCUUCGGUCAUUGUGCCUCUGCUUUUCCCCGAAAUCGUCUGUCUUAUGAGGGGUGGCAAAUACAGGUGCUGGCUAGGUUAACAUUUCUAUUUCUUUUUAUUUGGACUGUUGAUGAUUAUAACCCCCCUACAAUGUAGAACCCCUUCUUGGCUGUUUGAUCACUUUAGGGGUUGGAAGAGAUUUCGUUUCUCUUUUUUUCUUAGUUGGAUGUAUGCUCACCAUUUGAUGAGGAUUUUGCUACUUCAAUAAAAACAAAUGCGUGCAAUUCGAGUUAACAAACUGCAUGUUUCUAGU